GAUGCGAGUCAGUUCAGUACCUUGCGAGACACCGAAGGGGAAGCAUAUACACGUGUGCUCCUGAAGUGCUGUGUGUGGUGGUGCUGUGUGUCUAACCCUCCCUAGUGGGCUGUGGGGUGCUUGUGUGGCUCUUGUGUGCGUGUGCGCGGGCGUGGGCAGCCUUGAGGAGUACCUAAGGGCAGCAAUGUGGACCUCCGCUGUUUUGGUGUUGGUGGUGAUGUUGGGAGCACGAGAGGUUGGCAGCGACAAGGUACUUUUGGGGAGUCUGGGGAGGCAGGUGUCGCCCCAGACGGCAGAUAAGGAAUUCACUCCCAACAUCCAGGCCUCCUGCAAGACUGGUUAUAUGCAGAUUAACGUGAAUGUGAAGGAUCCCCCGUUUGUAGGCGCGGUCCACUCUCGGGACUUCCGCAAGGAGGGGUGCAUGGUGGUGGGGGACGGCAGCAGUCACGUCACCCUCAGCCUGCCUCUCAUAACUGACGAGUCGGACCCUAACUAUUGCGGCGUUAGAGUCAACAAGACGAGCAAGGAGAAGUACGUGCCCAUUGCAGUUCGUAUGCACGAGACCCUGGAGCUGGCUAACGAUAAGUUCUACAUCAUCAAGUGUGGCCUGCCUGGGUUCUUCAAUGCCAGGAACGAGUCGAGUUUCAUCACCCUACAACUUCUUGACCAGGAUAAGAAGAAGGUGAAGGAGGCAGUGUUUGACCGGAGGUACAUCCUUCGUGCUGACAUCUCCCAGCCUGACAACACGCACUCCAUGAGGAUAAAGGACUGCUUCAGCUUUGGAGAGCCCAACUACACGGUGCCACUGACAGAUGACCGAGGGUGUCCGGAAGGCUCCCUCAUCAGCCCCUUUGUCUACAAUGAGACGGCAGGCACAGCGGAAGCGGUUCUCAAUAGGAUGUUUCGCUUCCCCACUACGAACCGGGUGCAUUUCCAGUGUGACGUGCUUAUUUGUAAAGGCCCUUGUGAGAUAGAGCAGUGUGCGGGCAAAUCAGAGCGUCUGACUGUGGUUCAAGGCCGCGCCCUCCCUGCCACUGAUGCCAACAGUGUGGAGGAGAAGGGCGGCAGGGUGCAGGCGACCACAACCGUAUAUGUGGUGGAGCCGACGACUAUUGGUGAGCGUACACUCUCCCUCUUCCACCUCUCCCUCUCCCUCUUACCUGCCCAGGGGAGAGAGAUAAGACACACGCACGCCUCACCGGUCUCUGACUGGCCUGACGGAGUGCGAGUGGUACCCCCGUGGCUGUGGAUCCUGUGCAUCGUGCUGGCCGUGCUGUUUGUCAUUAUGAUGAUUAUUAACAUCUUCCUGUGCUCCGCCAUGACCUGCUCCUGCACCAAGUCUGAGGUCAUCGAGAAGGAGCCCUCCAUUAUCGAGGAGUACGACCCCUACCGCUCCUGGCACGGCUCCCAGUACGGCUCCAGGUACUCCCUCAACGGCAAGGGCUACACCUCGGGCGCCUCCACCCUCAACUCCGCCCGCUCCGUGUCCUCCCACUCCGACCAUUACGUAGCCGUGCACUCCCGCCCCAACUCACGCUACUCUGGCCACCACUCCCUCAAGCACGAGAGGCCCCACCACCACCACCACCACCACUCCCGCGGCCCCCCUCCACCACCGGCAGCCAUUACUCCGGGAAAUAUUAAGUGGAGUGGAGUGAAGGAGCGAGUGGAGAGAUAGAGGAGGUAAUAGUCUUUCUCUCUCUCUCUUGUCUCCUCCUCCUCCUCCUCCUCCUCUUGCAGUAUCUCCGUCUCCUCCGUCUCCUCCUCCUCUUCUCCAAUCGACGUCCGUUAAAUAAUGUACGUAGGUGUGCUUAUUUUUACUAUGGUUUGGGCUUAAUUUGUUCAUAGAAAAUGGUUGUGUAUGUGUGUGUUACUUGGUGCUGUAGAAAAUGGGGUACUUGUGUUCUGUGUCAUAGAAAUCGGGGGUAUGUUGUGUAUUUGGUUUGUGUCUUAGAAAAUGUAAUGUAAUGUGUGUAUGUAUGUAUGUAUGUAUGUAUGUAUUUUGUACCGUAGGGAAACCGUGAAUUAUGUCUGUAUUUUUGUACUGUAGAAAAUGGGGGUCGUGUGUAAACUUAAGAUACUGUAUGUGUGUAUGUGUGUCUAACUUAUGUGUACGUGCGUGUAGCUGUAGGCACUCAUGUGUACUAUGUAACUGGCAGAAAAAGUAGUAGUAGUAGGAGUAGUAGCAGUAGUAGUAGUAGUAGUAGUAGUAGUCUAACAAGAAAGUACCUUCAGUCAUUGGUAUAAGAAGUUGAUGAGUUUACGUAAGACUUCCCUCCUCUCUGUUCAGUACACAGAAAACGGGGUGAGAACGAGAAAGGGUGGUGUUAUUACUAUCAUCAUUAUUACUAUUAUUUAUACAGUACAAUCAAGAAGAGUGGAGGCAAAAACAACCGUCUCUCCUCUCUCUCCACUAAACAAAAACAAAGAAAACGAGAGACAAAACGAAAGUAGAGGUGAUACUGUUAUUAUUACCACUAUUAUUAUUUUACCGUGGUCACUCUACCGGCUGCAAAAAUAACCGGGAAAAAUUGCCGCGCCGGGCUAUAAAAGAAAGGAGGCAAAAUUGUAAAGUAAGAGAGCGGGAUCAGCGAGAACCCGAAGGUGUCUCCAUCCGCGCCUCGUAAAGGGAAUCAGCCAAGGUGGGAAAAACAAAGGAAAAAGUGGGAGAAAAAAACAUGGAUAGGUAGGAUGUCCCUUGGUGUACCAGUGAGGGAGAGAGAGAGAGAGAGAGAGAGAGAGAGAGAGAGAGAGAGAGAGAGAGAGAGAGAGAGAGAGAGAGAGAGAGAGAGAGAGGAAUGUCGCAAAAAAGAGGAAGUGAAUGAUUAAAAACGAAUUCGUAAAAUUAAUAAGAAAUUGUACGGAAUUGAAUGAUCCAAGAAAGAAGAUUAGUUAUGUAAGACGUGGGAGAGAGAGAGAGAGAGAGAGAGAGAGAGAGAGAGAGAGAGAGAGAGAGAGAGAGAGAGAGAGAGAGAGAGAGAAGUACGUCAGAAAAAAAGAGAAAAUACAUACGAGAAAUAGACAAUAUAAUAAUAAUAAAUAAUAAUAAUAACAAGAAGAAAAAAAGAUACUGAAUUAUAAGAAAAAAAUAAUAAAAACACCAAUUUAAAGAAGAAAAAAAUAGAGGAAUAAAAUAAGAACAACAAAAGAAAAAAAGACAAAAUUAACAAAAAAGUAAAAAUAAAAUUGAAAAUUAAAAUAUAACAUCGAACGAGAGAGAGAGAGAGAGAGAGAGAGAGAGAGAGAGAGAGAGAGAGAGAGAGAGAGAGAGAGAGAGAGAGAGAGAGAGGAAAAUUAAAAAAAGGAAAAAAAUAGCUUGAAAAAAAAAUUAUCCCUGCACUCGUAUUUACUUUUCCUGACGGGCCAUUAAACUGAUAAACAAGAGGAAAGUAAUGAAACGUGGAAGGCCGCCACCGUAGACUUUUCACCAGCCAAAGUUACCCAAGAAAAAAUGACCUCCAGUUUUCUUUCUUUCUCCUCUCCCUUGACAUUUUUGCCGCUCUUCUUCGUUUUUCCCUUCGUUCCCUGUUCCGUCUGUGACAACAUUCAACAUUCCGCAGUUUGGUCAUAGUUGGAGGGAAAACAGAGGGAAAAAACAAGACUCAAAUAAAAAAAAAUGAAGAAAAGAUGUAUUUACGUUCGUGGAGUGAGGGAUGAGAGAGAGAGAGAGAGAGAGAGAGAGAGAGAGAGAGAGAGAGAGAGAGAGAGAGAGAAGAGCGAAAUGUGUAAUUCAAUACCGUUUUUCUCUUUUUUUAAUUUAGGAUGCGAUGGACGGCAGAUCGCGCCCCGGAAACGUAAAGAAAACGAGAUAUGUGUUUGUGUUUUUGUUUCUCUCUCUCUCUCUCUCUCUCUCUCUCUCUCUCUCUCUCUCUCUCUCUCUCUCUCUCUCUCUCUCUCUCUCUCUCGAUCUUUUUUAUUUAUUUAUUCUUUUUUUGUUGUUGAUUUGAGAAGUUGGUGACAUAAUUCUGCUGAUUUCCGGAACUCGUUAACCAGGUCAGUGUGUCGUGAACCUUACCUGCAAUAUUCGGGAGGUGUCGUAACUCUUUGAACCCGUAGAGUUAGAGACGCAAUAUCUUCUGAAAUAUACGAGACACUUUUCAUUAUUAUUGAUGGUAUUAAAUGGAUGGCAACGAUUAUUAUUCUUUUUAUUUUGAAUAUUUAUAGAAAAAUCAUUGUGGGUGAGACUGGUGAGGAAGAAUUAGGGAUGUUUAUGAGAGAGAGAGAGAGAGAGAGAGAGAGAGAGAGAGAGAGAGAGAGAGAGAGAGAGAGAGAGAGAGAGAGAGAGAGAGAGAGUGAGAAUAUGUAAGCUAUUCGUAACCAUUUCAAGUAACACCAUCUUUCUCCUCCUCCUCCUCCUCCUCCUCCUCCUCCUCCUCCUCCUCCUCCUCCUCCUCCUCCUCCUCCUCCUCCUCCUCCUCCUGCUUUCCUCGUCGUGAGUAAUACAAACACACGCUAUAUUUCUCUCCCCUCCCCGACUCUCCCUCACUCUCCCUCCCUCACCCUAAUGUAACCCUGAGGGAUGAACACUCACGGCCAGAUUCCAACCCGGAAUUAUGUGCUCGUUACCUAACACGCAUAUGAGAGAGAGAGAGAGAGAGAGAGAGAGAGAGAGAGAGAGAGAGAGAGAGAGAGAGAGAGAGAGAGAGAGAGAGAGAAAUCUAGGUGCAGUGUAUAUAUUAAUAUUUUUUAAAGUUUAUUUGUGUAUUUUUUUUAGAUUGCUGCUGUUUAUGGAGAGAGAGAGAGAGAGAGAGAGAGAGAGAGAGAGAGAGAGAGAGAGAGAGAGAGAGAGAGAGAGAGAGAGAGUGUAAAGCUUGUGAAGUAUUUUAAUUGCUAUUCUCACUUUAUUAUUAUUAUUAUUAUUAUUAUUAUUAUUAUUAUUAUUAUUAUUAUUAUUAUUAUUAUUAUUAUUAUUAUUAUUAUCAUUGUAGUUCGCCAUUAACUUAAGGAUACCCCAUUUUCUACUCCGGUAUGGUUAAGAGUAAAUAGAAAACGAAAGCCAGGCACCAUUUUCUACGCAAUGAACAGAAAAUGUAAAAGAAAAACGACAACAAAAAAACCCAACCAUAAUUACGUUUUCUUCCGUGGCUAUGCUGAACAGAAAACGAGAUCUGAGCGCCUAUAGGAGAAGAAAGAGAGAGAGAGAGAAAAAAAAAGAGAGUGAGAGAUAGGAAAAAAAGAUCUAGGCAUGACAUGAGCUAUUUCACUUUUAUUUUCUCACACCGCAUUGAAGGAAGGAGAAAAAAUGCUGUUAGGUUUUGCGUCACGGUGGCCACUGGGGGAGAUGGGGGGGUAGGGCACUUGUGAGGGGAUAGGAAGAGAGGUGUGUUACUUUUCCUUGCUCACUUACAGAGAAGUACAUCUCGUUUUCUUUUGAUAAGUUUAUUUUCUUUCUUUAAUUUCACCAUUCAUUUAUUUUUUUCUAUUCUUGUAUUUCCAUCACCUUUUAUUUCAUGCUUUUGUCUGAAUAUCUCUCUCUCUCUCUCUCUCUCUCUCUCUCUCUCUCUCUCUCUCUCUCUCUCUCUCUCUCUCUCUCUCUCUCUCUCUCUCUCUCUCUCUCUCUCUCUCUCUCUCUCUCUCUCUCUCUCUCUCUCUCUCUCUCUCUGUCUGUUUCUCUCAUCUGUAUUACCUCUAUCUUGACUCCUAUCUUUAUUGUCAUCCUUUAUUGCCUUCUUGUAUUGUUGUGUCUCCCUUCCCUGAUAAUAAUCUUCCCAACUAUCUUCUUCUUAUCUUCCCUCUCAAUCUCAGGGUCAUGGGUGUCUUGUUUGCUUCAUUCCUUAUCUGUAUUCCAGUCCAGAUUGCUUAUUUUCAUGAUUUUUUUGGCAUUUUUCUGGUUAUUAUCUUGCGUUACUCUUCUUCCUCGUUUUCUUCUCCUUUUUCUCUCUUCUUAAUCUUCGUUUUCUUCGAUUUUCAUUAAUAUUAUAUCGAAGGAUCGUUCCUGUGACCUUUUCGUAUUACGUGAUUCCCUCCCUCCCCCCUCCCUGUCUUCCUCCCUCCUCCCUCCCUUCCUGCCAUUCAUCUAUAGUUUAUCAGAAUCUCUCCUUCCCUCACUCUUGCCCUCCAGCCUUCCCUCCGUCUCUUCCCUCCAUCUGGCAUCUUUCACAAGACUCCUCCUUCCCUCCUCCUUCCCUCCUCCUUCCCUCCCUCCCUUGCCUCUACCACAGUACCAUUUCAGAGUCCAUCUUCCUUUCUUCCUUUCUUUCUUAUUCCUUCUCCACUUUUUCUUUCCUCCUUCUCUAGUUUUCUAUGUGUAAUUUUUGGAGAUUCUUCCCUCUUCCUCCUUUCCAGUUAUCUCCUUUUUUCUGGAUUAUUUUCCUUUUCUUUCUUUCUGUUUUUUUCUUUUCCUCACUUUAAUUUGCCUGAUCUCCAUGCUUACUUGUCUCUUUCUUUCCUUUUUAUUUUUCCAACUCCUUUUUUUUUAUAUAUAUUUUUCCCUUCCAUCUUCUUCAUUUGUCUUAUUUUUAAUCCUUUACCAGUCACCUUUCAUCCCUUACGUUCCUUCAUUCCUCUUCCUUUCCCAUCUUUAACAUUUCCCUUCCCUUCUCUUCUUUCUUUACUAACCUCCUUUCGUACCGUACUCUCCUUUUUAUCUCUUCCUUCUGUAUUGCUUCCUUGCCUCCCUUCCUCACUUCCUCCCUGUCUUCCUGCCCUCCCCCACCCCCCUUGUCGCUGUGGCCAUCGUGAGCGUGGGGUUGGCGCCUCGGUAUAACAAACUAACGAUAACAGUGUACAUAAUAUAACGCGCAUUCAGAGGUACUACUAUUAAGGAGUGAACCCUCGAGAACUGGACGAGUCUCUCCUUGAAAAGAGUGAGGCUCCGUUUUCUUUUUUUCGCUACUUGAGGGAAGGAAAAUGUGCAAUGGUUGUUUUUAUUUUUGGUGGUGUGUGGAUGUGCUGUUUAUGAUUGUGAUUCCCGUUUUUUUCCUUGAUGGUGUGAAAGAAAACGGUGUGUGGUUCUCGAGGGGUACUCAAGUAAUCAUGAUGGGUUAUGUGUACGUGUUAUGUUGCUUCCGUGCAUAAUUACGUACUUGUAUGCAUAACUCUUGAUCUUGUUUUUCAUUUUGUAUACACUAACAGUCCCCUUGCGUCUGUUGCUGUUGUUGUUACUAAUAUUAUUACUUGCCCUAUUAUUACUAAUUAUUAUUGUUGUUAUUAUUAUUAUUAUUAUUUUUAUUAUUGUUAUUAUUAUUAUUAUUAUUAUUAUUAUUAUUAUUAUUAUUAUUAUUAUUAUUAUUAUUGCUUCGUUUUUUAUAAAUAUUUGUAGAGAAGAGAAUGGAACACACACACACACACACACACACACACACACACACACACACACACACACACACACACACACACACACACACACACACACACACACACACUAUUUAGUCACUCAUCCCUAAUUGAUAUCUCUUCUUCCUCCUCCUCUUUUUCCUCCUCCUCCUCCUCCUCUUCCUCCUUCUCCCCUCCCCUCCCCCCUUCUCCUCCUCCCCUCUAAACCAGAGCAGGAGAGAGGGUAAGGGGAGAAUGGUAGGGGGUGGAUACGGAGGUGACCCAUUUCCCUUAAUAUGUGGGAAGGGGUGAAGGGAGGGUGGGAGACGUGAGGCUGCAGAGAGAGAGAGAGAGAGAGAGAGAGAGAGAGAGAGAGAGAGAGAGAGAGAGAGAGAGAGAGAGAGAGAGAGAGAGAGCAUUAGGGGCUUAUGAAUUGAAACAAAUUUAUAUUAUGACACGAACAUUACAUAACACAUAACAUUUAAUAGAGAGCGUAACAAGGAAAUUACACAUAUAUAAAAUAAAUGCAAUAACAUAUUCACACGUGAUAAUUAUAAAAAAAAGUAGAAUUAAGGACAAUUAUAUAUAUUUUUUUGUAAUGUUGAAAGUCCUAAAAAAAGGAAAAGUGUUACAAAGUUUCCGGCUUUUGCUUUGAUGUGGAAGAAAAUUAAAGACAAGCUAAUUAGAAAAAUAAUAAUAAUAAUAAGCUGAAAAAAAAACCUUGAAAUUAAAUGAGAAACAGAUAAGUGAUGUUUUUUUUAUAUGUGUACGUAUGUAUGUUUGUGUGUGUUCCCUUCUCAUUAUCAUUAUUUAUUAGUUUCAACAUUGUUUAUUAUUGUAUUUAACCUUUCCCAGCCUUGCGUUAGUUCUGAUUAACAAGCAUCCGCCGCUGCCACCAUUGUGCGUCAUCCGUCCCGCUGCCACCAUUUGCGUCACAUCCCCGCUGCCCCAUUAAUGUCACCUCGUCACCGCCUCGUCACGCUCGUCAUCCUCGUCAUCGUCAUCGUUAGGCUUAAUAUGAAUUCACGUAACCUGAAAUUUGUAUAACUUUUUUUUUUAAUAUAUAUUUUUUUUGUAUGUGUAAAUCGUUUUGCCCUGGUUUUAUAAUUCUAUUAAUACGUAACAGAAAUAUAUGUUUAUAGCCGUG
This is a messenger RNA of Scylla paramamosain (green mud crab), 8401 nucleotides long. RefSeq lists its product as uncharacterized. Bases 185 to 1678 code for a protein of 497 amino acids. Lineage: Eukaryota; Metazoa; Arthropoda; Malacostraca; Decapoda; Portunidae. The record is from RefSeq and is a predicted model, not a curated record. The transcript is spliced from 12 exons.